Molecule: messenger RNA, 2922 nt
Organism: Mauremys mutica (yellowpond turtle)
Lineage: Eukaryota; Metazoa; Chordata; Testudines; Geoemydidae
Product: immunoglobulin superfamily member 1-like
Exons: 16
Coding region: 1-2604 (867 amino acids)
Source: RefSeq, a predicted model, not a curated record
AUGGCGCUGAGCUGGGACCCAGGAGAUCUGGCCCAGCUCCUGGCGCAGCCACAGACUCUGUCAGAGCCCUUCGUCUCCUCGCAGCCCAGCGACCCCGUGCUGCUGGUGGUAGCAGAGCGUGAAUUUCUCAAACCCACCAUCUGGGUGAGCCCCAGCAGGGUGGUGGCGCUCGGGGGAAACAUCACCAUCCGCUGUGAGGGUCAGGACCCGGGCAUGGAGUUUGUUCUGCGUAAAGUUGGACACCCGAACAUGCAGAUGCAGACGGUGCCUCAUGGACCCGAGGCUGAAUUUCCCAUCCCCAGUGUCAGCCGGGAAGAUGGAGGGAGCUACACCUGCGACUAUCGCUCCAUAACGGAACCGAGUCGCUGGUCGUAUCCCAGCGACCCCGUCGAGAUUAUUGUAGCAGAGCCCAGCUACCCCAAACCCAACAUCACCCUGAAGAGCCGCAGCUGGGGGGUCUCCCUGGGAGGAGCCGUGACCAUCUUCUGUCGGGGGCAGCACCAGGGCGUGCUGUUCGUGCUGAAUAAAGAGCGACGCCGUUUCCCACCUGUGGAUUCGGUCGGGUUGGACGCUGAGUUUCCCAUCAGCAACGUGAGCCGGGAGCACAGCGGGAGCUACAGCUGCUUCUAUCACAGCAAAUCGGAGCCGUUCGCCGUGUCGUACCCCAGUGACCCCGUGGAGCUGGUGGUGAGAGAUCCCGGUUUACCCAGACCCUCCAUCUCCCUGAACCCCACCGGGGUCGCCGCCCCAGGGGCAGACGUCACCAUCCGGUGUGAGGGGCAGCGCCAGGACAUGAGGUUCUUCCUGCACAAGGCUGGAGACCUGAACCCGCAGCGACACAUGGACCCUGCUGGGGCCGGGGCCGAGUUCCGCAUCCCCAGCGUGGGGCGGCAGCACGGAGGGAACUACAGCUGCAGCUACCAGCCCCGCUCAGAGCCCUUCGUCUCCUCAGAGCCCAGCGACCCCGUGCAGCUGGUGGUAGCAGAACGUGAAUUUCUCAAACCCACCAUCUGGGUGAGCCCCAGCAGGGUGGUGGCGCUCGGGGGAAGUGCCACCAUCCGCUGUGAUGGUCGGCAACGAUCCAUGAAGUUCUUUCUACGUAAAGCUGGACACCCGAACCCACAGGGGCAGACUGGGCCUGUGGCUGAAUUUCCCAUCACCGGUGUCGGCCGGGAAGAUGGAGGGAGCUACACCUGCGACUAUCACUCCAUAGCGGAACAGAGUCGCUGGUCAUAUCUGAGCGACCCCGUCGAGAUCAUUGUAGGAGAGCCCAGCUACCCCAAACCCAGCAUCUCCCUGAGCCCCAGCUGGGGGGUCUCCCUGGGGGGAGCCAUGGCCAUCCAGUGUCGGGGGCAGCACCAGGGCGUGCGGUUCAUGCUGAAUAAAGAGCGAUGCCAUUUCCCACCUGUGGAUUCGGAUGGGUUGGAGGCUGAGUUUCCCAUCAGCAACGUGAGCCGGGAGGACGGGGGGAGCUACAGCUGCUCCUAUCACAGCAGGUCGGAGCCGUUCAACGUGUCGGACCCCAGUGACCCCGUGGAGCUGGUGGUGAGAGAUCCCAGCUUACCCAGACCCUCCAUCUCCCUGAGCCCCACCGGGGUCACCGCCCCAGGGGCAGACGUCACCAUCCGGUGUCAGGGGCAGCGCCGGGACGUGAGGUUCUUCCUGCACAAGGCUGGAGACCUGAACCUGCAGCAACACAUGGACCCUUCUGGGGCCGGGGCCGAGUUCCGCAUCCCCAGCGUGGGCCGGCAGCACGGAGGGAGCUACAGCUGCAGCUACCGGCCCCGGUCAGAGCCCUUCGUCUCCUCGCAGCCCAGUGACCCCGUGCAGCUGGUGGUAGCAGAGCCCAGCUACCCCAAACCCAGCAUCUCCCUGAGCCCCAGCGGGGGGGUCUCCCUGGGGGGAGCCGUGAGCGUCUGGUGUGAGGGGCAGCACCGGGGCAUGCGGUUCGUGCUGAAUAAAGAGCGACGCCAUUUCCCACCUGUGGAUUCGGACGGGUUGGAGGUUGUAUUUCCCAUCAGCAACGUGAGCCGGGAGGACGGCGGGAGCUACAGCUGCUCCUAUCACAGCAAAUCGGAGCCGUUCGCCGUGUCGUACCCCAGCGACCCCAUGGAGCUGGUGGUGAGAGAUCCCAGCUUACCCAGACCCUCCAUCUCCCUGAGCCCCACCGGGGUCACCACUCCAGGGGCAGACGUCACCAUCCGGUGGGGAAACGACCUGACUCAGCCGGGAACGACACCGGCUUCCACCCGCCCAGGCACCGCAACGCCAGGGCGAUCAGAACUGAAGCUGAGCAUCCCCAUCAUCGCCGCGGUGAGCGCGUCGGCCACCGGCCUCCUCCUCCUCGUGGCCUUCCUCUGCUACAGAAGAACCCAAGGAAAGAAAGGAAGAGCCUGGAUACAGACCAGGGAGUCCGAGCCUGCAACCACAGUCUACACCCUGCUGGGUGAAGGGACGCAGCUGGAUGUCCUGCCCCAGGAGCCCGACCCCCACGCUGAGGGACUCACCUACGCCGAGCUGGACCGCCAGGCACUUCAGGCCAAGCGGGGGGGCCCGGCCCCUGCCCCCAAGCCCGUCCUGUACGCCGCCAUCGAUGUCAGCUAGGAGCCCCACGGGCAGCGCCCCUGGGGUGCAGGGGAGCCCCCCACCCACCCGCAUAGCGUGAACCCAGGGGGAGUUAUCGCAGCGAUGGGGCAGGGAGCGUCGGCAACCGGGGGUAACAGAGUGAUUUCCGCCCCGAUAAUGGGCUUGGCUUAUAGCCCCCCCAUAACCCUCCCUCCAGUUGGUUCUGCCCCACCCAGCCCCACAGGUGGGUGGCCAGGGGGGCUCAGCACCAGGAGGGGGAGGGGAUGUGCUGAGGCAGCUGUUUGUGUUAUUUUGCAUCUUGUUAAUCUCCAGAUUUGUAAUAAACACAGAACCGCA